AAAUGGAAAACGAGGACACAAAGAAAAUGCAAGAAAUGAAAACUGACCUGAACUUAUUACUGGAGUGUCUGAAAUAUCAAAUGGACAAUUCUGCUUCACAAAAGGAAGCUUUGGUCACUAUUCAUUCCAUUUGUCAACAAAACAGUGAUGCAGGUGUUUAUUUUCGAGAAAUUGGUGGUCUAAUAUUUGUAAAAAACCUUGCAAAGUCAAGUGAACAUAGUAUGGUUAAAGAAGCAGCAUUAUUUACAUUAGGAUCUCUUGCAGAAGAAAAUGUUUACAGUCAGCAAACUUUGUGUACUUCAGAUUUAUUUGAAGACUUAGUUUUGUUCGUAUCUAAUGAUGAUUCAAGCACAAAUUUAAAAAGAAUGUCUGUCUAUGUUAUUUUGGUCCUGGUUUCAAAUAAUAGGUGUGGACAAACACUUGUGAGAGAAACAGGUUGUAUUACAGUUCUGGCAGAGUUGUUCAGGACAGUUCUUUCAAAACAUGAUUUGAAUUUGUUAGAUAAUAAGGUUUUCCAGAACUAUCAGUUGUGGUCUUCAGUGUGUAGUGCUCUAUGUGCCUGUGUCAACAAUCCUCAAAAUGAUGAGAAUCAAAUAUUUUGCUGUUCACUUUUUCCACAUGCUAAUGAUUGGCUGAUAUCUUGCCUGAAACCUGAGAUAAUUCGCCCUCUGUGCUCAUUUAUUGGACUUACUCUUGCAAAUAAUACAUAUGUUCAGAAAUACUUUGUGUCUGUGGGUGGACUGGAAGUAUUAUCUCAAGUUCUUGUGCACCUGGAAUCUGAUUCAUACAAGACUGUUUCCAAUGCUAAGCUUGCAGUAGUGGUGACAAAAACAAUGGAUGCAUGUAUUGCUGAUAAUCCUACUUUUAGGGUGAUACUAUCCAAAUACCACAUAGUUUCAAGACUUUUGGCAUUACUGACUCAUGAAAGUCUGGAUUUAGAAGAAAAAUUUAGCAUCAUACUUGCUCUUGGGCAUUGCACUGAAGAUUGUGAGGAAAACCAGUAUGACCUUUUUAAAAACAAUGGCCUUCCACUCAUGAUACAAGCCUUAACUGAUUCUCAGAAUGAGGAAUUACACAAGGCUGCCACAUUUGUGCUUCACAACUGCAGAAAAACUUCUGAAAAAGUAUCUCUAAGUGUACGAGACUAUUCUUUUGAUGAAAAUAAAGCAAAACAAUUGAAGGAUACAAAUGCGAAAGAAAAGAAUCUUGAAGAGUACUGGACUAGAGCAAAGGAAAUUCUACACAGAAUAGAACAGCUUGAAAGAGAAGAAAAUGAGGAAAAAAUACAAAGAGAAAACUAUGAGAAUAUGCCAUUUAUGAAAAAGGACAACACACUGAAACACUGUAGUACUGAUGAUACCAAAGCAGAAGAAGAUAAGGAUAAAAACCAGCCUGGAGAGCUUCAGGGUUCUGUGUCUGGUGAUGUCACAUCUAAGGCUUGUGCUGAUGAUAACGGAGUGAAGACCCUGUUACAGAGUACAAAUCCAUUUAGUGGGCAAAAGAUGACUUUACGUAAAGUCAGUUCUAGCCGCAAUCAAAGCUUACAUGAGAAAACAACUUUUGACAAAAAGAAUUUUGUUUCUAAAUCAAGUGACCAUGUUUUUAAAUAUCCAGUUCACGUUGUCAGAAAAAAAAGGCAGCAGUCACCAGUAACAGAUCCAUUUACAUUAUGCUCAGACAUAAUUAAUAAGGAAGUUGUCAGUUUUCAAGCAGCUGACAACUGUACCAAAAUAUUGAAGUAUAGGUGUUCAGGUUGCAUCUCAGUAGGAAAACCUCUGAAUAGCAGAAAUUUUAGCAAGCUCUUGCAUGCUUGUCCAAACCAAUGUGAUCGACACAAAGUUAUUGUGGAUGCUGAAGACAGAUAUAAAAGUGAACUAAGGAAAUCAUUUAUCUGUAACAAAAAAAUUCUGCUGACCCCACGUAGAAGAAGACAGCUCACUAGCAAAUCUACUAUCCCUGGAGAAAGAAAAAAAAGAAGAAUUCGUAAGAACUUUACUGAAGAAGAAGUAAAUUAUCUUUUCCAUGGCGUUAAGAAAAUGGGAAAUCAUUGGAAUUCAAUUUUGUGGUCUUUCCCUUUUCAGAAGGGACGGACAGCUGUGGACCUUGCUCACAAAUACCACAACUUGAUCAAACAUGCUGAGUGUGCAGCAAGAGACGGCUGAUUUUCAUUUUAGUCUAAAAAUACAGUACCUUAAAAGAUAGAAAAUAUUUUUCUAAGCCCUCAUGUGACAGGAAGUCUUAGAAAUAGGAUUACUUUUUGUUAUUG
This is a messenger RNA of Perognathus longimembris pacificus (Pacific pocket mouse), 2266 nucleotides long. RefSeq names its product telomere repeat binding bouquet formation protein 1 (gene Terb1). Gene Ontology annotation, biological process: homologous chromosome pairing at meiosis; meiotic attachment of telomere to nuclear envelope. The coding region runs from base 3 to 2162 and encodes 719 amino acids. The transcript has 17 exons. The record is from RefSeq and is a predicted model, not a curated record. Lineage: Eukaryota; Metazoa; Chordata; Mammalia; Rodentia; Heteromyidae.